GCGGCUGCCCGGGGAGCUCCGCCGGUGUCCGAGCGAAUCGGCAGCUGCCGGCGGCCGCAGGCGCCAAGAUGGUUUGCGGGGGCUUCGCGUGCUCCAAGAACUGCCUGUGCGCCCUCAACCUGCUCUACACCUUGGUCAGUCUGUUGCUGAUUGGAAUUGCCGCGUGGGGAAUUGGCUUUGGGCUGAUUUCCAGUCUCCGUGUUGUCGGUGUGGUCAUUGCCGUGGGCAUCUUCCUCUUCCUGAUUGCACUAGUAGGGCUGAUUGGAGCUGUCAAACACCAUCAGGUGUUGCUGUUUUUUUAUAUGAUUAUUCUCUUACUUGUAUUCAUUGUUCAGUUUUCUGUAUCUUGUGCUUGUUUGGCCCUGAACCAGGAACAACAGGGUCAGCUUCUGGAGGUUGGUUGGAACAAUACAGCAAGUGCUCGAAAUGACAUCCAGAGAAAUUUAAACUGCUGUGGAUUCCGAAGUUUUAACCCAAAUGACACCUGUCUGGCUAGCUGUGUGAAAAGUGGCCACCCAUGCUCACUGUGUGCUCCAAUAAUCGGAGAAUAUGCGGGAGAGGUGUUGAGAUUUGUUGGUGGCAUUGGUCUCUUCUUCAGUUUUACAGAGAUCCUGGGUGUUUGGCUGACGUACAGAUACAGGAACCAGAAAGAUCCCCGUGCUAAUCCUAGUGCAUUCCUUUGAUGAGAAAACAAGGAAAAUUGUUCAUAACCUGAUCUUGUUCGCUGUCUCUAGUUUUAAGUUAAGCUGGUUGCCCAUUUAAGGAAGGAAACAGUAUCUGACAAAUGACGUUAUUGAACGUGGAAUUAUAUAGUUUUACUUUGUUUCUCUAAAUAUUUUUCUUUUUUCCUUGCUGGAAAAAAAUGGAAAAUUGUGGUCUCCUCUGAAGCUCGUUGGCACCUGGAAUCUCCUGUGUCACAGUGUCGGGCGCUGUCCACUGUGGCCUUUCUUAGCAUUUUUACCUGCAGAACAACUUUGUAUGCCACCAUCGUGUUGGUCAUAUGGUGAAUCUGAACAUACAUCUCACUGGAAUAAUUGUGUGUAGCACUGUGCGGUGUAGAUAGUUCCUAAUGGAAAAAAAGUUGAUGUUUAUUAAAGUCAGAACAUAUGAGAUUCUAUUAUGUUGAGUUUAAUAAGGGAAAUCCAAGUUCCCACUAUUUGUUGUCUUUUUAGGAAAGAUGUGUUGUGAUAAAAUGUGUUAAUAUAAAAGUAAUAAUUUACUUCUAGUAGUUCUUUUAUGAUUACAACAGUGUAUUCUAGAAAUAGCUAUGUCUUUAGGAAAUUGGGGUUUCAUUUUUAACUUUUACAGGUAAGUAGGAAGGAGAUGUGAUCUCAUAAAAUGCUCUUAUGUAUGACAUGACUUUCAGCCUUCAGAAUGGAAUGACUUUGACUAAUUCAGGAAGUGUGUCUAUAUAAUCUUGAUAUUGUUUUAUAAUUUGAAGUCUAAAAGACUGCAUUUUUAAACGAGUUACUAUUAAUGCGUUGGCCCACGUAGCAAAAAGAUAUUUGAUUAUCUUAAAAAUUGUUACCUUUUUCAUGAAAUUUCUCAGUAUUGUAACAGAAAUUUGUCAAACCCAAGCAUAUUUGAAUGUGAUAUUCCAUACUUUGAAACUGAAAUAGUAUUGUGGUUCUGUAUAUUGUGUUAAAAAAUUAAAGGACAGAAACCUUU
This is a messenger RNA of Carlito syrichta (Philippine tarsier), 1668 nucleotides long. RefSeq names its product tetraspanin 13 (gene TSPAN13). Gene Ontology annotation, cellular component: membrane. Bases 69 to 683 code for a protein of 204 amino acids. The record is from RefSeq and is a predicted model, not a curated record. Lineage: Eukaryota; Metazoa; Chordata; Mammalia; Primates; Tarsiidae. The transcript is spliced from 6 exons.